Pseudonaja textilis is the source of this 1963-nucleotide messenger RNA. It is a transcript of the gene UBXN11, whose product is annotated as UBX domain protein 11. Gene Ontology annotation, biological process: proteasome-mediated ubiquitin-dependent protein catabolic process. NCBI's taxonomy places the organism in Eukaryota, Metazoa, Chordata, Lepidosauria, Squamata, Elapidae. The record is from RefSeq and is a predicted model, not a curated record. Gene Ontology annotation, molecular function: ubiquitin binding.
AAAAUGUCAUCUCCCUUCUCUUCUCUCGGCAAGAUUCGCAGAAUGCCACUUCAGUUGCAGCCAACAGAGAAAAAGGGAGGACCACCCCCGAUAAAUAUCCAGAAUGAGGAUGAAGCUGCUAUGAUGGAUGAAAUUCUAGGGCCAGGAGCUCAAAUUCCAGUACAAAUUAAUUUGCCUUCUUGCUCAAAUGGAGCUACAGCACAAUCAACCAUUCUUGGGAAUGCUCCCAGUGAUAUGGAAUUGAUGACUUCUAUGAUGCAGAAGAUUGCUUCUUUGGAGCGGAAAGUCAAGAGCCAAGCACAAGCAAUCCAAGAGAAGAAUAAGAAGAUCAGAGAACUUGAGGAGCAGAUCAAAACCCUUCAGAAGAGAACAGAAAAAACGUCAUCAGGGACAACCCGAGUUGAGGAAUUGGAAACGUUAUGCCUUCAGCUGCAACGUCAGGUUUGGGAAAUGGAGCUUUUUCUGAAUGACUAUGGAUUGAUCUGGGUUGGGGAAGACCCUGAUUCUUUGAGAGAUCUGGAGUCACAAGAGGAAGAAGAAAGCCUGACAUCAAAAACUUUUUGGAAACCAGGUGAAGCCAUCAUUUCUGAAACCCCAAUCAAUUUUGAUUUGAUUUUCAAGAAUCUGAAAGAUUUGAAUGUGUUAGCUGGAGAAGGUGUGUCCCAAAUCAAACACACUACAGGUGGAGCUCGGUUGAAGCGCUUGGAUUCGGUUCCGAUCACCUUCUAUCAGAAUGGGAUUGUCAUGUUCAAAGGGCCUUUCCGGUCCUAUGAAGAUCCUUCCACAAAGCAUUGCCUGCAAGAUAUCAUGGAUGGCUUUUUCCCUUCUGAGCUGCAAAGUCGUUACCCCAAUGGUGUCCCAUUUCAGGUCACCGACAGGAGGGAUGUCUCCUUUCAAGAACGGAAACUGCCAGGGUAUUUUCCUGGCUAUGGCCAGGCUGUUGGGCGUUCCAAACCAAGUGGCAUAAAGGAGACAAAUGAAAUCUCAGGUCCCAAGCUCACCAUGGAACAAUUUUUGAACAAACUUCCAAAGUCACUGGUUCGAGACGGGCAAGUGAUAGAUAUCCGGGAAGAUCUUAAAAAGACCCUUCAGGGCCUGGAUGGAGCACAAAGCCACGAAGUAGUUUUGGUGGAGACGCCCAGCCUUACAGCACUGAGGAAGAGACUGGAAGGGAAGCAGAAGACAGAGUGUUCUGGCACCAACAUUUCAACUCUCCGCAUAAAGUCAGAGGAUGGAGAGAAGACAUACAUUGUCAAAAUGUCAUUCACAGAGACCAUUGGAGACUUGCGACAACAUCUUGCUCAGAACAGGGGUGAAGCACUGCAGCCCUAUGAGAUCCUCAGCACAUUUCCCCUGCAGGUGUAUAACAACGAUGCUGCGAGCCUGGAGGAAUGUGGGCUGGUCCCCAAUGCAUUUCUUCUGCUGAGGAAAAAACUCUCUCCUACCAAAGCAGGCGGGGAAUAGCUGUAAUGGAUCACAGUAGAUGAUGCAUCAGACUUGGCUGCCGUUCAGCUAGGACGUUGUGUGCCUUCUUCUCCUUCUCCAAGGUAUACGAACCAAAGGUCUAACUGUAUGAGAGCAGGUCCAGGAUGGAAACAAGUAAAACUUGUAGUUCCAGCUACACGGGUUAGAACUAGCCACUGUAUUCUGCCUUCCUGCCCCCCACCCCCACCCCCAUCCCCUAAGUAAACAAGCCAGGGCAAACUAAAGGAAGUUGAAUGGUUCAGAUAUAGUGCAGUGUUUCUCAAGCUUGGCAACAUUAAACUAUGUGGACUUUGUCAGAGUUUGUUGCAGAAAAUCAGAUCCGGACAGACACACACAGAUCACCGAUUCAACAGGAUUCAUUAACUUCUUUAUAUACAUAAUAACACAUGAAGUAAAUAUACAAUACCAAUGGCAGAUUUUCCUAUGUGGCAGCAGUUACAGGCAAAAAACAAGCAGAGGAGAGAAGAGUUUCGGUUUU